AUGGACGCCUCUCGAGCGCUGAAACCCUGCGCCUGCAACGAAGGCAGCCCAGCAGGGGAGGACAUGAGCUGCAAAGUGGCGACAGUAGAAAAACGCAUGGUGCCCCCUGAUGAUGUUCGGGAUGUUUUGCGUAACCCCUACAACGAAGCGCCUUCCAAACAACAGUCACCCUCCCAGGCAGCGUAUUCCACCCAUUCAGAGGAAGCCUCAGGCAUUGAUGAGGUACCUGCAGCCGACGAGAUGUCAGCGGGUUCUUUUGUCGCCUCCGUAAAUAGCAAUGGGCCUGAUAGCAACCUCUCCGGUGGCAGUUUUGUGCCGCCGCACGCUGCUGACAGUCAGUGUAGCCUCGCGUGUUUGUCCUUGGACUCCAUCGAAGAAAUUGCUAGUAACCUGUCCGUGGAGGAGAAGCAGCCGCUAAACACUGCGGUUGCCCAAGCAAGGUCACGCACUCUCCACCUCACCUCGGAAGAGAUGCUACGCGCGUACCAGUACCUGAAGCGCAUCGUCCAGCAACGGAUUUACAGGCAAUAUUACGUCAAGUGGGUGCACCUCCUCACACAGAGGCCGCCAAGGGCGGUGGCCACGCAGACAGCAAAAAAUGACUACUUCUGCGCGCCAGUUGUGGGAGGUGCUGUGUACCACAGUGAAGCAGAGGGAGCUGCAGCAGACGUUGCUUUGCCCUCUCUGCCCCAUUCUGCCUCGGAAUGCGGAAGCAAACACACCGCUCGUGACGAUGCCCGUAGUGAGUGCACGCAAGGCGGUCUACGUGAAGGACAACAAGGCUUGUCGGCUUCCACACCGUCUGCAUCCGUUACAUGUCUUUUUGAUCCGGUACCUUUGCCAAUAAAGCCGCCAUCGCCGCUGCUGCUUCGGUCACGAGGCGCACCCACCCUCCUACACGAUUAUGGGCGACAGUCAUCGACGCCAAGACGAAUAUCUCCGCGGUUCUCCAGUCUCCCCAGCGUGACGCUCCCGUCUUUAACCAGCCCCAGCCGACAGUUCACCGUUUGCCAAACAACAACACACGGAUAA
Messenger RNA from Trypanosoma rangeli, 1032 nucleotides. RefSeq lists its product as uncharacterized. Lineage: Eukaryota; Euglenozoa; Kinetoplastea; Trypanosomatida; Trypanosomatidae. The transcript has a single exon. Bases 1 to 1032 code for a protein of 343 amino acids. The record is from RefSeq and is a predicted model, not a curated record.